AUGCUGCAGAGAGCAGCAGCAGCAGCGGCAGCAGCUGCGCACGCUGCUGCACCUGCUGCUGCUGCUGCUCUCGCUGCUGCUGCUGCUGCUGCUCGGAAGCCCUACGCGGCCACGCAUCUUUCAACUGCAGCCGUAGAGGCUGCGAGCAGAGACUGCAGCAGCAGCAGCAGCUACUGCAGCCACAGCAGAAGCAGUAGCAGCUACUGCAGCAGCAGCAGCAGCAGACCCUUUGGCGGGAGCAGCAGCAGCAACACUGCCUCUGGCCAUCCUGGCAGUGCUGCUCUCGCUCUAAGGCAGCAGCUGCUCCUCCUGUCCAUCCGUGCUGCAGCAGCAAACUCAGCAGCAGCAACAGCAGAAGCAGCAGCAGGGCAGCAGCGGCACCUGCCGCUCGACGUCAGUGUAGAGCUGCUUGGCCGUCUCGAUGGUUUGUGUCAGCAGGCAUUGCUGCUGCUGCAUGCAGCAGCAGCAGCAACAGCAACAACCGCAGCAGCAAAUGCUGCUGCGGCUGCAGCAGAAGCAGCUUCUGCUAGUCCAAAAGCAGCAGCAGCAGCAGCAAACUAUUCUGCUGCAGAUGUUGUGUGGCUUGAGAGUGUAGUGCCACUGGUGCAGCAGCUAGCUGCUGCAGCUUUGCCUCCAAGGCAGAAGCAGCAGCUGCAGCUGCUGCAGCUCUUGCGGCAGCUGCUGCAGCAGCCUGACUUGCUGCUGCACUUGAGUCCUGCUGCUGCAGCGGCGCUUGCUGCUGCUGUCGGUCAUCUAGGCCUGCUGCAGGGUGCAGCAGCAAAAGCUGUUGCUGCUGCGCUGCUGCAGCAAGUGGACAAACUGCCACCACUGCUUCUGCUGGAGGUGGCUGCAGCAAUUGGACCUGCCCUGCAGCAGCAGCAGCAGCAGCAGCAGCAGCACGUGCUGCAGAAGCUGCAGCGCAAGCUGAAGCAGCAGCUGCAGCGAAACAAAGCAGCUUGCGAGAGCAGCAGCAUCAGCAUAAUAAGGUGUCUGUACACCCGAGCCGCUGUUGGGGGCCUCACAUCUUCCGAAGGAGAGCAGCUGCAGCAGCAGCUGCUGCAGCAGCUGCAGCAGCAGCCGCUGCUAGACAAUGAAGAGCUGGUGCAAGCAGCAGCAGCAGCAGCAGCAGCGCGCUGCCGAAGCGAGAUGCUGCUAGUGCAGCUCUGCCGGCAUUUGCUGCUGCGGCUGGGGGGGCCCGACUUGCUGCAGCAAGACCAGCAGCAACAACAGCAGCAGCAACAGCAACAGCAGCAACAGCAGCAGCAGCAAGGCGUCAUGCCGGCGCAGCUGCAACAGCUGCAACAGCAAGACCUGGCGCAGUUUUUGCUGCAGCUGCUGCUGCUGCAGCGUUUUGGGCCCCCGGGAAUGGAGGGGAGGCCUUUGGCGUUCUGCAUCCACGUGGCUCUGCUGCCUCACUUGCAUGAGCUGCCUGCUGCUUCGCUGCAGCUGCUGCUGAGCGCGCUGGAGCUGCUGUCACUCCAGGCGCCCCGUCGAGUGCAACAGCAGCAGCAGCAGCAGCAGCAAAGCUUCCGUGCUUUGCUGCUGUUGGCGGUGCAUGCAGCCGAGGUAGCAGCAGAACAGCAGACGCAGCGGCUGGGGGCGACCCAAGCUGCAACUGCCACUGCUGCUGCUGCUUCUGAAUGCAGCACUGACAGCAGCAAGCGGCAGCAGCAGCAGCAGCAGGAAAAAGCUGCACUGCUUCCCCUCGUGCCCCGUCUCGCACUGGCUGCUCGGCACUCUGUAGAAGAGCUCUCCAGGCAUUUCGCGCUGCAGCGGACCUUUUUGCUGCAGCAGCAGCAGCAGCAACAGCAGGAGCAGCCGCAGCAGAUAACAGCAGAACCAGGACAGGCAGCGCCUGCGAAGCAGCACCUCUCGCCAGGGACUGCUGUCGCCGCCAGGCUCAUUGCAGGAGCUAGCAGCAGCAGCAGCAGCAGCAGAAGCAGCAGCAGCAGCAAAGAGCUACAGAGUGUUGCAGAAGCCGCUGUGGAGACUCUGAAA
This is a messenger RNA of Eimeria tenella, 1998 nucleotides long. RefSeq lists its product as uncharacterized. The transcript has 5 exons. NCBI's taxonomy places the organism in Eukaryota, Apicomplexa, Conoidasida, Eucoccidiorida, Eimeriidae. The annotation marks the transcript as partial. The record is from RefSeq and is a predicted model, not a curated record.